AUGUCACCGUCAGAGUCCAGGUUCACCUGUAAGGGGAAGAAGGUGCUGCAGUUUUCAGGAACCAGUACCUUCUCUGAGUACACUGUGGUUAACCAGAUGGCCGUGGCUAAGAUCGACCCCACUGCCCCUCUGGACAAAGUCUGUCUCCUUGGCUGUGGGAUCUGCACAGGAUACGGAGCGGCAGUGAAUACUGCUAAGGUGGAACCGGGCUCCACGUGUGCUGUGUUCGGAAUGGGAGCUGUGGGCUUGGCUGCGGUCAUGGGCUGCAAGGCUGCAGGAGCCAAGAGGAUUUUUGCCGUUGACAUCAAUCCGGAUAAGUUCGAGAAGGCCAAGGUGUUCGGGGCGACCGACUUCGUGAACCCCAAAGAUCACAGUAAGCUCGUCAGCCAGGUGCUGUCCGAGAUGACCGACGGAGGAGUGGACUUCUCCUUGGAAUGUGUCGGGAAUGUGGGAGUCAUGCGCAGCGCCUUGGAGUCUUGUGUGAGAGGUUGGGGCGUCAGCGUGCUGGUUGGCUGGACGGACAUGGCCGACGUUGCUACUCGCCCCAUCCAGCUGCUCUCUGGACGCACAUGGAAGGGCUCUCUGUUUGGAGGCUUUAAGGGUAAGCAGGACGUGCCUCAGAUGGUCAAAAAGUACCUGGACAAGAAGAUAAAGGUGGAUGAGUUCAUCACUCACACCAUGACUUUGGACCAGGUCAACGACGCCAUUGAGCUGAUGAAGCAGGGCAAAUGGUAG
Messenger RNA from Cyclopterus lumpus (lumpfish), 735 nucleotides. Its product is annotated as alcohol dehydrogenase 1-like. The transcript has 4 exons. Lineage: Eukaryota; Metazoa; Chordata; Actinopteri; Perciformes; Cyclopteridae. Gene Ontology annotation, cellular component: cytosol. Gene Ontology annotation, biological process: formaldehyde catabolic process. Gene Ontology annotation, molecular function: zinc ion binding; S-(hydroxymethyl)glutathione dehydrogenase [NAD(P)+] activity. The coding region runs from base 1 to 735 and encodes 244 amino acids. The record is from RefSeq and is a predicted model, not a curated record.